AGAAAACAAAAAGGAUAUUCCAACAAUUACCCUCGAAUAUUCUCUCCUUACGCUUAUAUUCCCCCCAUCCCCUCCUCUCCUCUCCUCCUCCUCCUCCUCUUCCACCACCCUUACCUUACUUUCUUGCAUUUUCUCUCACUUUCCUUCUCUUUCCCGGAAAGUUUUAAUCUUUCCUUUUUUUUAUUCGAAUUUUGUUUUUGACACCAAAAAGAGGUUGUUUCUUUUUUUCUUUUUUUCCUUUUUUGUCUUUUUGAGAAGAAGAUGAAGUUCGGGAAGAGCCUGAGCAAUCAGAUCGAGGAGACCCUGCCGGAAUGGCGGGACAAGUUUUUGUCCUACAAGGAGCUGAAGAAGAGGCUGAAGCUUAUUGAACCUAAGAGUGGCGGCGGCGGCAGCGACGGCGGCGAUAGGCCAACGAAGCGUCCGAGGGUGGUUGACGCCUCCGGCGAUGCUUCGGAAACAGGUGAUAAAGAAGGUAUGUCCGAAGAGGAGAUCGAUUUCAUUCGGUUGUUGGAGGACGAGCUCGAGAAAUUCAACUCCUUCUUCGUUGAAAAGGAGGAAGAAUACAUUAUCAGAUUGAAGGAAUUGCAAGAUAGGGUUGCAAAGGCGAAGGAUUAUGAUGAAGAGAUGAUUAAGAUACGAAAGGAAAUUGUGGACUUCCAUGGAGAGAUGGUUCUUUUGGAGAAUUACAGCGCCCUCAACUAUACUGGGCUAGUAAAAAUACUGAAGAAGUAUGACAAGAGAACCGGUGCUCUCAUUCGCUUGCCCUUCAUCAGGAAGGUCUUGCAACAGCCUUUCUUCACAACUGACUUGCUCUACAAGCUCGUGAAGGAGUGCGAGACGAUGCUGGACCAGCUCUUCCCCAUGAAUGAACAGCCACCUUCUACCAGGGCAACUGCAGCGGAUGAAGGGUCUUAUCCUACAUCUUCUGAACUUGCAGAGAUUGAGCAUAUGGAGAGUCUAUAUAUGAAGAGUACUAUUUCUGCAUUACGGGUUCUCAAGGAAAUUCGGAGUAAAAGCUCAACUGUCAGUGUUUUCUCGUUGCCGCCUCUGCAAAUAAGUGGGCUGGAGGAUGCAUGGAAAAAAGUCCCUGUUCUGGAACAAGUAGCAAAGUAGUUUUGUUUUUGAGCCAAGGAGUAUAUGGGACAAGUUUUGUCCUUUUUAUUUUGUUUAUUUUUUCUCUUUUACCUUUAUAUAUGUGUCAUGCAUCUACUAUGCAUGCCUUAGAUACUAACAUGCACAGAUGUAAAAAUGCAAAAUUAGUCGGAAUGAAUUUAGUAGAAAGAAUUACAACUAUUGUAUAAUAAAAUCUUUGGCAUAAUAGAAAUCAUACUGUUUUCCUGAAA
This is a messenger RNA of Ziziphus jujuba (common jujube), 1343 nucleotides long. RefSeq names its product SPX domain-containing protein 1. The record is from RefSeq and is a predicted model, not a curated record. Lineage: Eukaryota; Viridiplantae; Streptophyta; Magnoliopsida; Rosales; Rhamnaceae. Gene Ontology annotation, biological process: cellular response to phosphate starvation. Bases 262 to 1113 code for a protein of 283 amino acids. The transcript is spliced from 3 exons.